Messenger RNA from Emiliania huxleyi CCMP1516, 435 nucleotides. RefSeq lists its product as hypothetical. The transcript has a single exon. The record is from RefSeq and is a predicted model, not a curated record. NCBI's taxonomy places the organism in Eukaryota, Haptophyta, Isochrysidales, Noelaerhabdaceae. Bases 1 to 435 code for a protein of 144 amino acids.
AUGCUCCCGGCGGAGCCCAACUGCUCGCACUCGACAAGGCAGUCCAUCCACUCGCGGCAGCUGAAGUCGAACUUCCACUCGAUGCGGCUCGCGCCGGAUUGUGAGCUCGGCGAGCGAGGUCGGAGAGCGACCUUCAGUUGGCCCAAGCCGCACGCCACUGAGGCAGAGCGGCAGUGCGCGUACGACGCCGUACGCGGACGGCCACUCUGCACCGACCGCAGCGCCGCAUUGCGACCGCAGUGGCUCAGCUCAGCCAGGGCUCGCUCGCCCAAGCUCGGAGCCGCCGCCGGUCAUGGGCAGCAACAAAGAUUUGACGCGUCGCUCGGUGCAGGAGGGCACUGCAGUAGAGGUGCAGAGGCCGUCCGGCGCGCGCGCGAUGGGCUACAGCUUCAUUGGCAGCUACCAGAGCGCGUCUGGAGCGCUGCCAUUGUGUGA